ACCACGGGUGAUUGAGCUUGAUAUUUAUAUGCUAUACAUAAUCGCAUAUAAUUUGACUGCGUAAGCACCCCGAUGAAACGUUACUACUAUGUGAACUCCUGCCUCUCCAAGCCACCCCCUUAAGCGCACGAAAUUCUCUACUACUAGUCUUGGCUACAACUGGUUGACUGUCAUAAUCACUCACCAUCAGGAUCUGAAAAUCUCUAGGAACGACGGAGUUUUAGUUGGUAAUUUUUGUAAGUAGCUACGACUAUAUUUCUGCCCAAAAAAGGAAAAAAAAAGAACUACGAAUAUAUUAACCAUUUAUUUGUUAUAGCUGUUUUGCAUAAGUUUUCCAAGAACUUAAUUUCUGAACUUCCUUCACAUUCGACUAUGACUUCUCACCAUGGUAGAGUCGAUGGUUAUUCACCAGAACCAUACCAUUUCUUCAAAGUCAUUCUUGAAAGUACCAUUCGGGAUGGCAAACUUGGAAUUCCUCACAAGUUUGCAAAAGAUUAUGGAAGUAAACUGUCAAGCCCAGUAUUCUUUCAGGUUCCAAAUGGUGAAGUGUGGGAAUUGGAGCUGAUGAAACUUGAUGGUAAAUUGUGGGUUCAAAAUGGGUGGCGAAAAUUUACUGAGCAUUACUCUUUGGAGUUGGGACAUUUCUUGGUGUUUAGAUACCAAGGGAAUUGCCGUUUCCAUGUUCUCAUAUUUGAUAAAAGUGCUUCAGAGAUUCACUAUCCAUACGCUAAUAACAUCUCUACCGACAUGACAAAGAAACCAGUGUUGCAAUGUCCUCGCCCUCCAAAAAUUAUGAGAGCUAGUAAUAAUGGGUUUUCAGCUACAAAGGGAAAUGAAAAAUCUAAAGCUCUGGAGAGAGCUAGCAGUGCCUUCAAGUCUGGAAACCCAUUCUUUUUGGUUUUCAUGCAACCAACAUAUGUUGGUCUUCACUCCAAAGUUAGCUGCCUUGUAAGCUAGCAUUUUGAAACUAUGCUUGAUCUUUACAAAUGGUGUUUGUUGUCUUCCGUUUUGUAAUAAUUUCCUUUUG
Gossypium arboreum is the source of this 1027-nucleotide messenger RNA. Its product is annotated as B3 domain-containing transcription factor VRN1-like. The coding region runs from base 373 to 957 and encodes 194 amino acids. The transcript has 2 exons. Lineage: Eukaryota; Viridiplantae; Streptophyta; Magnoliopsida; Malvales; Malvaceae. Gene Ontology annotation, molecular function: DNA binding. The record is from RefSeq and is a predicted model, not a curated record.